Messenger RNA from Tigriopus californicus, 7559 nucleotides. RefSeq names its product trinucleotide repeat-containing gene 18 protein-like. NCBI's taxonomy places the organism in Eukaryota, Metazoa, Arthropoda, Copepoda, Harpacticoida, Harpacticidae. Gene Ontology annotation, molecular function: chromatin binding. The transcript is spliced from 11 exons. The coding region runs from base 492 to 7307 and encodes 2271 amino acids. The record is from RefSeq and is a predicted model, not a curated record.
UCACGGCUGAAGUGGCCGAUUUUUAGGGCUAACCUAGCUAAGAGCGGCAGUUGUAGAAGAAGGACCAAAGAGAGAAUUUGGAAAAGACUCGAGAAUUCAGAGCGUCAAGCCAGGAAUCAUGGCUGUUAAGGAGCAUCUUCAAAAAGUUCUAGUGCGAGAACCGUUCAUAAUUUAUGAAUGAUUUUUUCACUCAUUAACAGCUGAGACACUGUUCAAUCGGAGAAUAUUAUUAUAAUGCUUUGACUUUUCACGUGAACCCAGAUCUGAUCGUUACAAAGAGACACCUUCCAAGUGGAGAGUUUAGAAGUGUUUUGUUAAGUUCCAAUAUUUUUGCCAAUGUGAUAGAUUGGUGUUUGAUUGUAUUUUUCCUGCAUGCGGGUGUACCAAAGCUGCCUUUUGGUACAUAAUUCAUGAUUGAAUGUGACACACAGACAGUUUAAAUACUUCUGGAACUUCAGUGAAGUGAUUGCUUAAUCUCAAGAUAAAAACAUAUGAAUAUGGAUAACGUAUAUUUGGCGGGCCUGAUGGACCCUCGAUUGCAUCGGUCUGCCACCCCGGCCAUUUCAUCCGCUCAGCCACUCCCGCCCACCCCGGGAGGUGGGCUUCACGGGAUGCCUGCUCAUCCGCAUCUUGGUCAUCAUCAUUGGCCCCCAGUAUCAACAGGUUUGUCACCUUCACUCAAUCCUCCACCACCUUCUCCGGUUGGAUAUCCCCACUUGAGCCCGGGAAUGGGGGAUCCCAGAUCAGUCAUAGGGCCAGGAUCACAUGGUCCCGGAGGAAACCCCUUUUACCAUCCGCAAUUUUCUCUUUUGGAUGCUCACCAUCACCACCAAAGAAUGGCAGCCGAAUCCCAUCGAAUCAACAUGGCCCACGCUGAGGUCGCUCGAAUGGCUGAAGUCCAACGAGUCCUCGAAGAUUCCAGGAAGAAAGAAGCAGCCGCUAGAGCCGCAGCUGCGGCCGCCAACGUGACGACCUCGUCAUUUCAAUUCACUGGAUCUAGUCUGUCCUCAUUAGUGGCGUCUUCCUCGGCGACACGUGAGCCCCUCUUUUCUCAUGGACUGUCUCCGUUGGAUCGAGGUGGAUUGUACCCUUCUCACGGAGGCAUCUUGGACCCCUUGUCCACUUCGAUUCCUCAUCCCUCUCCUAGAGGUGGAAUGUCGCUGACUUCGCCUUCAUCCAGUAUGCCCAAGCCAAAGAUGUUUUCACCUUAUGAGUCUAGCCCUACCACAAGCAGUGGUCCGAGUGGUCCCCUUUUAAAACCCACCCCAUCCGUCCCAUUCCGGCCUUUUGGCCCUCCAUCUCAUUCCGAACCAUCCCAUUGUCCUUUAUCGGCCAGUUUCAUGGGCACUAACACCAGCGUGGUAUCCACCACGGGAACAAUGAGCUCAGUCCUUAGUUCAGACGCAACGCCGAGACCAUUAUCGUCAUUGAGAGAAAACGACCACAAAAUCAUUAAGCUGGACAAACCUGAAGAGCCCGAAGAGGUGCUAGUGGAUGAUUUUGAUGGUCAGUGUUGUCGUACCUAUCCUUACAAUCAUAGCCGCAUCCAAAGAUGGCAACGGGAACAUGCUGAAAAACGCCGUCAUCGGAAAGACGUUUCCGCACCGCCGUCAGUUGACCGAUCCAGCGCAAGAGAACAGAAGGGUGCUGAGAAUUCGGCGGCAACUAGCGGCACGGAGAGGAGUCAGAGCGGAUCCAGACGAAGCGAACAUUUGUCUGGGGCUGUUGGUUCAAAUUCGGCAUCGUUAAGAAGUGCAAGUGCUGAUGGAAGACGAGACACCUCAUUGGGAUCAAAUCUUCAGCAUCAGAAAAGUGUGUCAGAGGCCAAUCUUCCCGCUACGACAGGAUCCAUUCCUGUGGGCAUUGCCAUUGGAAGGCAAAGACAGCAGGAGUCGCUGGAUUUCAAAAGAGCGGAGGAUUUGAGUCGUGCAGCAGCUGCGGCCUCAAAUAGUGGAACGAGUUCGCAAUGUGGACCCCAUGGAGAAAAGUAUGGGACCAUGAUGAACCCCCAGGGAGUGUCACCCUUGGGGGCUCAUGGACCUAUGAGAUGGCCACACCCGCCAAGCGGGUCUCCAAUGUGGCCGCCGUCCCAUGUCCCUCCAGGGACACCGUCUCCAGGAGGGUAUCCCUCAAUCCCACCUUGGAUGCCCCCCGGGUUGGUUGGGGCUCCUCCUCAGAUGGGUCCCAUACCCAUGGGCUAUCAAUUAGCCAAGGACCCUUUAACUGGUCAAAUCCUGCUCAUUCCUACUGAUGUCGCCAAUAACCCUCCUCAGCAUGGCGCAUGGCCAACACCCCCAUCUCCAUAUGAACAACAGCCGUCAGGCAUGUCUCAUUUCACUUCCCUUGGACCACCCCCAGCCACUCCUCCUGUUUCAUCUUCGGCUGCUGUAGCCCACUUUCACCAGAUGUACAUGCACCAACAGAUGUACAUGCAACAAGCCGCUGCGGCUGCGCAUCACCAUGCCGCAAGUGCGUCCAAAGGAAUGUAUCGGCCUCCAUUGCCAUCCGUAAGGAGGCUUGAACCUGAAACCAUAACUGUGAGCGACGAUGACGAUGAACCUCAUCAGAAAAGAACCACCACAAGUUCUAGUGCUGAUGGGAUGCGUCAUACGAGAGAAAUUGAAGAUCCCAAUGCUGCGUUUGACCGGCUUUUCGACUCAGUCAGACCGCGUGAUCCUGAAAAGGAAUCAACCAAACCCCCCAAAGAAGAAGUUCAUGUUAGUGAUAAUAUUGCAACAUCGACCAAUGCUCUCACGAGUCUAAAUGCAACCAAAGCAUCAUCAUUAUCAUCAUUAACAACGUUAACAACAGCAUCAAUAAAAACAGCACCACCACCACCACAUGCACUACCACCACCAACACCGCCAACAACAACAACAACACUACCACUACCAACAACAUCAAAAUCAACAACAGUUAAUGAAGCAGCACCAACAACAGAUGCAGCAGCGAUAAUGUCACCGCCAAUUGCAACAACUUUGUUCAAAUCUGAGGUCAAUCCAGCAACUUCUGUUGCAUCAUUGGAUAGAGAAAAGCCAUCUAAAUCAACUACAAAGUUCGACGUAAUCUCUCUUACUACUAAGCAAUCUUCAAUCUCAAAAAACUUGCUUAAUGAGAGCACUAAAUCUGAUGUUUCCUCUCGUGUUCCAAGUCCUCUUUUGACGAAAAUCAAGACUGAGCCUCGGCUUAGUACGGACUCUAAACUUGAGGAGGAAUCAAGUGAGACCAUUUGCAGUAAAAAUGUUGAUAUCUCAUCUGAGCUGCCUCCGAAAAGUCCUCCUAGCCAAGAAGAUCUCAUCGUUAAAGACGAUGUGGUGCCCAAGAGUGAAGAAGAGGAAACUGUCAUAAAAACCGAACCCAUUGAGGCCAAUGUAACGAAAUGUCCUUCGCCUCCCUUAAGCCCCACUUUGAAUCCAUCUACCCAGGAGGAUGUUGAAGAGGAACCACCCUUGAAUCAAAUGGUGCCGCAAGAACCAAUGCCAGAGAAAUCCUCGCUACAAGAAGAUUGUGAGGAAAUUGCCAGAGAAUUGCUGUUCUUCUCCGAAAAUGAACGAUUUCAUGGUGAAGAUUUACGAGCCACACGAGAUGAUCCUGCAGAUCUUAGUCCGCUGAAAAUCCUGCUGGAGGCCAUUGACAUUUCUGAGAAGAAUAAACACUUUGAAGCCCAACCGCAGUGUAUAGGCUUCUCGGAGGGUAUCACUGCAUUGUGUCAGAUUACCCAGACGGAUCUCUUACCCCUGGGGCUUCAAAGUAAGUUCCUUGACCUCAACCACAUCAAUAUAAAGCUCUUGUGCACUGUUACCGCUACUGAUCUCGACGAACUGAGGUCAAGAGUGGACCCACUACAAACGUGGAAUGAAAUCUACAACCUCCACCAAUACAGCUGUGAUGAAGCCGAAGUGUCUGUGAAAGAUUUCAUUGCCAAUAAGAUCAAGCAAUAUCCCCCACCCAAUCCAGUGACUCUGAAUUUGGCUAUCGAUGGCGUGUCCACGGAUAUUGCUUUGGGCGUGGGCCUCGAGCUGACCACUCCCAAAGAGGAUAACUAUAUGGGAAUCAAGAGUUUGGCCAAGAUUGUGAAGCAAAUUAAGAAUACAGACAUCAUGAGUCAAUUGGAGGUUGAGCUAAGGGGGCAGUUGGCCGAAAUACAAACCCUUUAUCGCGAAAAGCAUCGGGAGAUGACAAGGCUCAAGCUCAACACCCCCAAAAAGGGAAGUGCCAAGGGUGGUGGGAGGUCCAAACGGGGCCCAGGUAGACCCAAGAAGAGGAAAUUAACCAGCAAAGGCAAGACCAAGAUGGGUCGUCCACGGAAGACAAAGCUCCCCUCCACUGACAGUCGCCCAGGAGGAGAAUUUGAGGAUCUCUCGCCGCCCAUUUUGGAGCCAUGUGCCACUCCGCCAACUUUAGAGUCUCAAAUCAAAGUCGAGCCAAUGCCGAGGAGCAGGUCCGAUUCUCCCAAUAAUAAAAAUGAGGGAGGGGACCAGCUUCUGAAGCCCCCCAAAUUGACCGCCAGUUUGAUUCCAUCUAGAGCCAAUUCCAACUCAGUGACCAAUCUGUCGACCAUUAAUGCAAAAUUCAUGAAAGGCAAAGCCAACCCUUUCGCCAACUUGCUUAGCAAAUUGGCUACGGGCAGUACCUGCGGUGGGAGUGCUUCGAGUCAGCAUUCAAAGCAGAAUUCAGAGGACGAAGACGAGAACGAAGAAGUGCAAACCCAAGAAGAACCGCCUCAUCCAACCUCGGAUGACGAAGGCCGAAGUGAGGAGAGUCACCAUGAGAGGGACAGCGACAGUCGUGAGGAUGAAAAUGACGACGACGACGUUGACGACGACAAAGAUAACGAUGAUGAAGACAACGAGGAUGAUGAAGAAGAAGUGGAAGAAAGGCACGAUAACGAACAGGAAUACCCAUCCCUGCCAACCACUCCGUUAUCCUUUUCUAAAAAGAGUGGUUCCCGCAGGAAUUCCACCUCUUCUAGCCAUUCCUUAUCCCACAAGUCCAAUUAUUCAUCUCACUCCACCCGGAAAGACUCUGACGAGGAGGCCAACUCCUCUUCCAAGAAGCGAAAAGCUGACAAGCCUCGAAAGCACACAGGCAGUACAGAAACCAUCGUGCCCAAGAAGCCGCGGAACUUGUUCAUGAUGAAUUGCCUCAAUCUGCAGAGGGAAUUCAAAUCGACCAGUGCUGCUGCAGCCCAUUCAUCGUCUAUGCGUGAUGAAUACGACUUCACUGAUGAUGAGGAAGAGCGGGGCGGCGGAGACCAUCCCACGCACAUCUUGGGCUCUCUGGUGGCGAGUAAGGGUGAGGGGCCCUCAGCGGCCUCGGGGAGUAAGCCAACCCAAAUGUGCGGGGGAAGUCUCUUGUUCACCGAGUACAGAAGUCCCCCACAUGGCACAUCCUCUCCUCCGCCCACAACGUCCUCGGCCUCCACCUCUUCCACCUUAUUUUCAAAAGGGAACAAACCUUGGAAGGAUCAGAAGAAGUCCAAGUCACCUAAAAAUGUCGGCAGUUUCAACAACUCUAAUCUCAAUUCGCCCAGUCACAAAGGAAUCUCUUCGUCAGUUUUGGCUUCGAGCCCCACUCCAUCGUCCAAAAGCAAAGAAAAGAAACACAAAUCAAGCGCCAUUGAGUCGCCCGCGUCUAAAGCAGGAGUCAUUUCAGCCACCACAUCAACACUAUCUCCAUCGGGUUCCUCAGCUCCACCUCCUUCAGCAUUGCCAUCAACGUCAUCGACAACCACUCCCACAACAAUGGCGAUAGAGGGCGCUGUGGCAGAAUAUGCCUUACCAUCAUCGUCCACCGGGCAAACUGCUUUGCGAACUGCCACGUUGAAGGCUUCUGAUUUAAAGGACGGCCUUCGAUUCUUGUGGCUCGACAACGGGCGCUUUCAUCCCGCCAGAUUGAAUUCUACGCCUUUGGAUGAUAUCUACUCGGUCACCAUGGAAAAACAACGCAGUAAUCGACCGGAUAUCAUGCCAAGAGAUGAUGUCCUCAAUCUCGGGAUCUUUGAGCUGCGGCCGUUAUCCAAAAAGCAACUUCCCAUUGGAACCAGAGUGUGCGUUUAUUGGAGUCAGGCCUACAACUACUUAUUUCCUGGUACCGUAGAUUUGACAGAAGUGCCCUUUAAAGAGACCAUGGUUGAAGUCUUUCUGGAUGAUGGCGACCGCCGUCAAGUUGAUAUUGUCAACGUCCGGAUGCUACCUCCAAAUUAUUCCCAUGUUGUUCCUGCACCAGAUCCGCUCGACACCCGAAAGCGGAGACAAUCCAAUGACAGUGCAGACGCAAAUCAUGAUCUCCAUCACCCUCGCAUUCAACCCCUUUACCAACGCAAGGGAUCGUUGUCUCCAUCCCCCGCCAAAAAAUGCAAGCAAAUCGCACCCAUCACCACACCACAUGGGAAGUUGAAUAAAAAGCGACACAAGCACAAGCAUUGCUCGAAAAAGCGACACAAGCACUAUCACAAGAAAUCCUACCCGCCUCCACCCACGGAGACCAUCUACGAAGAGAAAGAGGAUGAACGUCAUCGCGGCGAUCUGUCCGAUGAGGACGACGACUGCGAAGAGAGCCCUGACGAGGAAUCUGGCAAUCUUCGGAUCAAGUUGGAUGGGAGUUUCAACAACACCACGACAUACUCCAUUCGAUCCCCCAUGUACCAAACUCGGACCACCUCUGAAGAAAGCAACCAUGGGGAUGAUGAAAUUGGAGAAGAUUCGUCUGACGAAUCUGGUAGCGAAAGCGAAUCCGGUGGUGAGACCGAUAAGGCCGCUUCAAGGGUGAGCGGCAUCAAUCCAGUCACCGGUAGGCCCUUCUGGCGUUGGGUCGAGGGCGAUGAGGGAUAUCGACGACCCGGUAAAAAAGGUGGCAAGGCCAAAAAACUCUUUCAUCGAGCGAUCCAGCGAGAUUCCGAGAUCCUCAAUGUGGGCGAUUGCGCGGUGUUUCUAAGUACGGCACGAGUGGAUCGGCCUUAUAUCGGUCGUGUGGAGCUCCUUUGGGAGACAUGGAACGGGAACAUGAUGGUGAAGGUGAAGUGGUUCUAUCAUCCCGAGGAGAUUGAGACCAGUGGCAAGAACUUUGAUCUCAAAGUGCCCGGCGGUCUGUUCCAAUCUCCUCACACAGAUGAAAACGAUGUCCAAACCAUUUCCCACAAAUGUCAAGUGUUACCAUUGAGGGAAUACUCUCGAGUGCUCAUUUCUGACCCUGUGAAGCGGAGAAAGUUGUUCUCGAACAGCGACACUUAUUACUUGGCUGGCUCAUACGACCCGACCAACAUGUCGGUCAAUUUUCAGUCCGGCGUGCUAAAGAAUUCAAGUUGAUCUCAAUUUGCACUGGAAUCUCCUUUCAAAAGGGCACAUCAGCCCUCUAACGAUCUUACAAUCCGACACAUCAUCAUUACUUUAAGUACCCUUUUUCCAAUCACCUUAUUCUUAAGAGCAGUUCUUAAGAGCAUCAUUGUGAUAAUCGAGUGCUGUGAUAAUUCUUAACAAUCGUCCUUUGUACUUCAUCUAUAUGAUCCGUGAAUUGCUAAUGUUAUUCCACAUGAGGCAAUAUAUUUUUGUGGAAAUUAA